UUUUGGUUCCCGCCCUCGUGCCUGAUGCUGACCUGGGGUCUCAGAGGAGGUACCCAGGAGGCAGGGGGAAGUGGGGCCCACACACUAAUGCCAGAGGCAAGCAGAGGAAGAAGCUGGGAAGCAGGGGUCUCUGGUUAAGCCUGGAACACCCAUCGGUACAGGCACUGCCACGGGCCCAGGCUUUGGCGCUGGGCAGGUGGUGGCCUAGGAGGCCUCCCUUUCCACCCUCCCCUCACCCCCCUGCCAGAGUCCAAAGAGCACAGGUGUGGCUUCCUCAGGGCCUCACCACCAUAAGGCCUGCCUGCUCCAUUAGGGCUUGCUGGAUCACAGGACCUCUACCUGUGGCCACGCCACUAGCGGAGAAGCCACUGCCUUCCCAUCCGGAGCCCCAGACCACCGGCUCAGAUACCUGCUCCUUCGGGGGACCAGCCACCAGUCCCCACUGGAACCCAGUUUGGGUUCUAGGGCGUCAUCUCAGCAGCGUCAACAUGUCCCGGCCCAGCAGCAGAGCCAUUUACCUGCACCGGAAGGAGUAUGUGCAGAAUCUCACCUCAGAGCCCACCCACCUGCAGCACAGGGUAGAGCACCUGAUGACAUGUAAGCUGGGGACACAGAGAGUCCAGGAGCCCAAGGAUGCCCUGCAGAAGCUGCACGAGAUGGACACUCAGGGCCGGGUGUGGAGCCAGGACUUGCUCCUGCAGGUCCGUGAUGGCUGGCUCCAGCUGCUGGACAUCGAGACCAAGGAGGAGCUGGAGUCUUACCGCCUGGACAGCAUCAAGGUCAUGGAUGUGGCACUUGACACCUGCUCCUACAACUCUGUCCUGUCCAUCACAGUGCAGGAUUCAGGCCUGCGAGGCGUUAGCACCCUGCUCUUCCAGUGCCCGGAAGUGGGGGCAGAGCGACUGAAGACCAGCCUGCAGAAGGCUCUGGAGGAGGACUUAGAGCAAAGAUCCCGAUUUGGAGCCCUCCACGCAGACCAGGACAGAUGGAGGGGGCCUCCCCUGGAAAGGCCACUCCCUAAGGAGCAAGCACCCCCUUUUGAGCGGGGACCCCCUCCAGAACAGCCCCACUGGAUGGCCCCAGAGCAGAACACACCACCGUCCCCAAAGCCCCUGCCGCACCCCUCCAGCAUCCACGAGCGGAGCGCCUUCACUCCGCCUCCUUCGAGGCGGCCUCCAUCCCCCGAGAACCCUGAAUGGGAUGAGGAGGUGCUGAACCACGUCCUAAAAGACAUCGAGCUGUUCGUGGGAAAGCUGAAGGAGGCCCAGGCCCUGUCAAAGACCAGCCGUAAGAAGAAGAGAUGGCGCAAGAAGACGAAAAAGGGAGGGGUGACAGAAGCACAUUACAUCGACUGCUUCCAGAAGAUCAAGUACAGCUUCAACCUCCUGGGGAAGCUGGCCAUCAGGCUGCAGGAGACAAGUGCCCCUGAGUUUAUACACAUCCUCUUCCAAACUCUGGACUUCAUCAUAGCCCAGUGCCCUGAGCCUGACCUGGCAGCCCAAGUGAUCUCACCUCUCCUCACCACCAAAGCCAUUGACCUCUUGCAGUCCUGUCUAAGCCCAUUGGAGAACAGCCUCUGGAAGGGCCUGGGCAAGGCCUGGACCACCAGCCAGGCCAACUGGACGGGCAGUGAGCCCCUGCCCUACCAACCCACGUUCUAUGAUGGUUGGCAGCUUCCAGAACUUACCUACCAGGCGCUCUCAAGAUACCAAGACACCACUUCCCUCCGGAGAAGCCCUAGUUUAGGGAGCACUUUACACUUCGCUCAAGAGGAGGCAUACAACCACAGCCCCAAACUGGGGCCCUCCAGACCUGGAUCUGUCAAGCCGGGCCUGCAAAUGCAAGUCCUAUAUGAGUUUGAAGCUAGGAACUCACAGGAACUGACUGUGGUCCAGGGAGAGGUGCUGGAGAUUCUGGACCAGAGCAAGCGGUGGUGGCUGGUGAAGAAUGAGAUGGGACGGAGCGGCUACAUCCCCAGCAACAUCCUGGAGCCCCUCCAGUCGGGGGCUCCCAGGAGCCAGAACGGGUCGCCCUCUCGGGCUCCAAUGCUUCGACUUAGCUCCAGGCCUGAGGAGGUCACAGCGUGGCUGCAGGCAGAGAACUUCUCUACUGUCACCGUGAGGACCCUCGGCUCCCUGACAGGGAGCCAGCUGCUUCACAUGAGACCUGGGGAGCUACAGAUGCUGUGUCCACAGGAGGCCCCACGGGUCCUGGCACGGCUGGAGGCCGUCAGAAGGAUGCUGGGGAUAAGCCCUUAGGCACCAACUCAGACACCUCCAAGACCAAGGCUCUCUCACAAGCAAGGCGGCGGAUCCGAGAUUCUUUAGGGCUCCGAGAGUUCCCCUUUCAGGUUCCCUGGCUGCAUACCCCAGCUCACAUGGCAAAGAGGAUGAGCAAGCCCAUAGGAUGAGACAGAUGGUGCCCCUUCUCACUGUGUUGAGAGCCGCUCUCUCCAGUUAACACCUGUUUAUUGGAUCUCUUUCCUGAGCCUGGAGCACUUAUGCCCAGAGCUGUCAGGACUCUGUUUAGUGCCUCUCCUCCCCAAUAAAAUUAUGUCCAAGCUUGU
Molecule: messenger RNA, 2566 nt
Organism: Phacochoerus africanus (Common warthog)
Lineage: Eukaryota; Metazoa; Chordata; Mammalia; Artiodactyla; Suidae
Gene: EPS8L3
Product: EPS8 like 3
Exons: 19
Coding region: 489-2258 (589 amino acids)
Biological process (GO): regulation of Rho protein signal transduction; positive regulation of ruffle assembly; Rho protein signal transduction
Cellular component (GO): plasma membrane; vesicle; ruffle membrane
Molecular function (GO): actin binding
Source: RefSeq, a predicted model, not a curated record